Messenger RNA from Carica papaya (papaya), 2567 nucleotides. It is a transcript of the gene CPHSC70-1, whose product is annotated as chloroplast heat shock protein 70-1. Lineage: Eukaryota; Viridiplantae; Streptophyta; Magnoliopsida; Brassicales; Caricaceae. Gene Ontology annotation, molecular function: ATP binding; ATP-dependent protein folding chaperone. The record is from RefSeq and is a predicted model, not a curated record. Gene Ontology annotation, biological process: protein folding.
UUCUCCUCCUUUCGACACUAAACACAACUCUCGCAAACAAGUUUGUGCUCUCCACGCAAUUAGGGUUAUUUUCUCUGAACUACCACCCUAUCAACCCUCCUCCUCUACCUGUCUGUAGAAAUGGCUUCUUCGACGGCGCAAAUCCACGUUCUUGGAGGCGUGGGCUUUGCUUCCUCGUCGAAGAGGAGCUGCAGGAACAAGGAUGGUUCAUUUCCGAGAAAUGUCUUCUUUGGAACUAAAACGGCACCAUUCCGUUUACCCAAUUCGGCUUUCUUGAGACUUCGAAGUAGGAAUCCGAGCUCAUCGAGGUAUGCGGUUGGCCCGGUGAGGGUAGUAAAUGAGAAAGUAGUAGGUAUCGAUUUGGGAACCACGAACUCGGCCGUGGCUGCCAUGGAGGGUGGAAAGCCGACCAUAGUGACGAACGCAGAGGGUCAAAGAACGACUCCCUCUGUCGUGGCAUAUACUAAGAACGGGGACCGGUUGGUCGGUCAGAUUGCCAAGCGUCAGGCUGUGGUCAACCCGGAGAACACUUUUUUCUCUGUCAAGAGGUUCAUCGGGAGGAAGAUGUCCGAGGUGGAUGAGGAGUCCAAACAGGUGUCCUACAGGGUUGUAAGGGAUGAGAACGGAAAUGUCAAGCUUGAUUGUCCCGCAAUUGGGAAACAGUUUGCCGCUGAGGAGAUUUCGGCUCAGGUUUUGAGAAAGCUUGUGGAUGAUGCUUCUAAGUUUUUGAAUGAUAAAGUGACUAAAGCUGUCGUCACAGUGCCUGCAUACUUCAAUGAUUCUCAGAGGACGGCAACAAAAGAUGCUGGACGUAUUGCUGGCUUAGAAGUUCUUCGUAUCAUCAAUGAACCUACUGCUGCCUCUUUGGCAUAUGGUUUUGAAAAGAAAAACAAUGAGACUAUCCUUGUCUUUGAUCUUGGUGGUGGGACUUUUGAUGUUUCAGUGCUUGAGGUUGGGGAUGGAGUGUUCGAAGUGCUCUCUACUUCCGGAGAUACUCAUCUUGGUGGUGAUGACUUCGAUAAGAGAAUUGUUGACUGGCUUGCAUCAAAUUUUAAGAGAGAUGAAGGCAUAGACCUUUUGAAGGACAAACAAGCUCUUCAACGACUAACAGAGACAGCGGAGAAGGCUAAGAUGGAGCUAUCAUCUUUGACUCAAACAAACAUUAGUUUGCCAUUCAUUACUGCAACAGCAGAUGGCCCUAAACACAUUGAGACUACCCUUACAAGAGCCAAGUUUGAGGAAUUGUGUUCAGACUUGCUUGACAGGUGCAAGACUCCUGUUGAAAAUGCUUUGAGGGAUGCAAAACUAUCCUUCAAAGAUCUUGAUGAGGUGAUCCUCGUUGGUGGAUCAACGCGCAUUCCAGCUGUACAGGAGCUUGUAAAGAAGAUGACUGGCAAGGAACCUAAUGUCACAGUCAACCCUGAUGAAGUUGUUGCCUUGGGGGCUGCAGUUCAGGCUGGUGUUUUAGCUGGAGAUGUCAGUGACAUUGUACUCUUGGAUGUGACACCUUUAUCACUUGGUCUUGAAACUCUUGGUGGUGUCAUGACAAAGAUUAUUCCUAGGAAUACUACUUUGCCCACAUCAAAAUCAGAGGUGUUCUCAACUGCUGCCGAUGGUCAGACUAGUGUGGAGAUCAAUGUCCUUCAAGGUGAAAGAGAAUUUGUCAGGGAUAACAAGUCUCUUGGCAGCUUCCGUCUAGAUGGUAUACCACCUGCACCUAGAGGGGUUCCACAAAUUGAAGUAAAAUUUGAUAUUGAUGCCAAUGGUAUUCUAUCUGUUACUGCCAUUGACAAAGGCACAGGGAAAAAGCAGGACAUCACCAUUACUGGUGCUAGCACCUUGCCUAGUGAUGAGGUGGACAGAAUGGUGAAGGAGGCUGAGAAGUUUGCAAAGGAAGACAAGGAGAAGAGAGAUGCUAUAGAUACAAAGAAUCAGGCAGAUUCGGUUGUCUACCAGACAGAGAAGCAGCUGAAGGAGCUUGGUGACAAGGUUCCAGGCCCAGUCAAAGAGAAGGUUGAGGCAAAACUUCAAGAGCUCAAGGAUACUAUUGCCGGUGGGUCAAUUCAAGCAAUUAAAGAUGCUAUGACUGCUCUUAACCAAGAAGUUAUGCAGCUUGGUCAGUCCCUCUACAACCAACCUGGUGCACCCGGUGCACCUGGUGCCGGCCCAGCACCUGGAGGUGAGGCAAGCUCCUCAGAUUCGUCAAGCAAAGGCCCAGAUGGUGAUGUCAUUGAUGCAGAUUUCACAGACAGCAAAUGAGAAAGCAAAGUGACAUUGGUGGGAUUUUGCAUCGUAUGGCAGUGUGUAUAAUAAUUCAAUAUUGCCCGGGGGAAUUUUGGAUUUUUGAUAUCAAGGGAUAAGCAAAUCUUUGAAGUCAUUUUUGUUGAGAAGGAAUUUGUUAAGAGGGAUUAUAGAGGAGGGAGGAUCUUGUAGUUUCUCAUAGUAUCUAAGAGAACGAUCCUUAACAAUCAAGGGAAUGGGGUGAGAGUAAAUCCUUAAGACUCUGUAAGAAGAUUUUACUCAGGUCUCUUUUAUGAGCUAUGGCAAUCACUGAUGUUUCAGCUGUU